AUGGUCAACCAGCCUUUCUCGAAUCCGCAACGCGUCAAGAAGGUUCGAUCUUCGCUCAGGAAGAGGGGAUCGAGAGGAAAGGGAAAAGGCCGAAAAGAAAAGAAUGCAGUGGAAGCUGUGGCAAACCAGCAGCAAGACACAUCGCAGCCGGAUGUGACCAUGGAGAUCCCCAAGCCAAAGCGGAGGCGCGAGAGGAAGAACCGUAAAUGGAAGCCUUACUCCGCGAUGACCUGGCAGGAGAAACUUGAGCAGGAGAAAAAAGAAUCGAUCAAGGCUGAGCAGAUGGAUAAUCCCUUCGACGCACCGUCCAGUAGGAGAAAGAAGAGGAAGAAGAACACCGAGAUCAACAUGCCCAGAGCUCCAAGAAACACCACACAGAGCUUGAUACACGCAGAUAGUACGGAAUAUGAAAGAGCAAGCUUGGAUUUGGAACGAAGGGUUGUUAUCCCAUCGAUGCAAGGAAUUUUAUCUAGGGAGACCCUCAAAAAUGGGAGAAAUUUCGAUUCUCAUGAAGAUAGCUCAGAUGAUGACAGCGAAGUAGAGUAUGCAACCUUGCUAUCAUGUUCAUUAAUGUUUGCUCCUCAGGGUGGAGUUCGAAGUCCUGGAAGUAUUUCCUUGGGUUCUCCAUACGAUGGGAGCAUAAAGUGGAUGCUUGUUUUACAUAUGAUUGGCUUAUUCUGA
This is a messenger RNA of Guillardia theta CCMP2712, 681 nucleotides long. RefSeq lists its product as hypothetical. The transcript has a single exon. The record is from RefSeq and is a predicted model, not a curated record. Lineage: Eukaryota; Cryptophyceae; Pyrenomonadales; Geminigeraceae. Bases 1 to 681 code for a protein of 226 amino acids.